Syzygium oleosum is the source of this 522-nucleotide messenger RNA. RefSeq names its product D-3-phosphoglycerate dehydrogenase 3, chloroplastic-like. NCBI's taxonomy places the organism in Eukaryota, Viridiplantae, Streptophyta, Magnoliopsida, Myrtales, Myrtaceae. The record is from RefSeq and is a predicted model, not a curated record. The transcript is spliced from 4 exons. Bases 1 to 522 code for a protein of 173 amino acids.
AUGCAGGAAGAAUUGACUAUCGAAAUUGCAGAAGCUGUCAUUAAAGCUUUAAAGGGAGAUCUUCCUUCAACUGUAGUCAACGAACCGAUGGUUGCUGCUGAGGUUCUUGCGGAGUUGAAACCAUUUCUGGACCUUGCAAACAAACUAGGAAAAUUUGCUGUUAAACUAAUAGCUGGACGAGGUGGUUUUAAAGCAGUAAAAGUCACGGUUAUCAAGGGCCUGAUCGAACCCUUUUCGAGCGUCGUCGUCAACUGGGUGAAUGGAGAUUCAGUAGCUAAGCAAAGAGGACUCAGAAUUUCGGAAGAGCAAGUCACUUUGACCGGCUCCCCAGAGUACCCUCUCGAGUUCAUCAGAGUUCAGAUUGCAAACGUGGAAUCGAGAUUCGACAGCGCCUUAUCACCAUCCGGGGAGAUCGAAGUGGAGGGGCAGCCUAUGAUGCAGUAUUAUGGAACAGCCAUCAUCAUGCGAAUGUACGAUGAUGUAUUUGUCUUUGUUGAUGUAGAGGACACCCGUGAUGAAUAG